This is a messenger RNA of Helianthus annuus (common sunflower), 1087 nucleotides long. RefSeq names its product benzoate carboxyl methyltransferase. Gene Ontology annotation, biological process: methylation. Gene Ontology annotation, molecular function: S-adenosylmethionine-dependent methyltransferase activity. NCBI's taxonomy places the organism in Eukaryota, Viridiplantae, Streptophyta, Magnoliopsida, Asterales, Asteraceae. The transcript has 3 exons. The record is from RefSeq and is a predicted model, not a curated record. The coding region runs from base 1 to 1062 and encodes 353 amino acids.
AUGAUUGUGUUCAAAUUGACUUUUUUUCCUAAAAAUCUUCAGGGAACUGGAUUACAGAGAUCGUUUCCUGUGUUAAAUGAAGCAAUUAACAAAAUCGCUAACGAUCUUAAUGGCUUUCCACGGUCCUUCAAGAUAGCAGACUUGGGUUGUUCUUCUGGCCCAAAUACCUUAUUCCUUGUAGCCAACAUAAUUGAUAUGGUCCAUGACAUAUGUUCAGAAAAUAAUUCUCAAGUGCCACAGUUUCAGGUGUUCUUAAACGAUCUUUUUGAAAACGACUUCAACACAGUUUUCAGGUCAUUGCCUGCAUUCUAUACAAAGAUGAGGGAGAAGAAGGGAGAUGAUUGUGGAUCUUGUUUUGUUUAUGCGGUUCCAGGUUCCUUUUAUGGUAGACUUUUUCCAAACGAGAGUAUCCACCUUUUUCAUUCAUCAUAUGCCGUUCACUGGCUUUCUCGGGUACCUCAAGGCCUUGAAAACAACAAGCUUAACAUAUAUAUGGCGAAAACCAGUCCAACAAAUGUGUUUAAAACAUACAGGAAGCAAUUUGAGAAAGACUUCACAAAACUUUUACUACUGCGUUCUCAGGAAAUGAUAAGCGGUGGGCGUAUGAUUCUAACAAUUCCAAGUCGGAGCGUCGCUGAUCCAACUAGCGAAGAUUGCUGCAUUAUUUGGGAACUUCUAGCCAAAUCACUUGUUGAUAUGGUCAAAGAGGGCCUGGUUCAAGAAUCUAAAAUCAAUUCUUUUAACAUCCCAUAUUAUACACCAUACGAAGACGAGGUUAGGGAUGUUAUUCAACAAGAGGGUUCGUUUUCUCUUCACAGUUUGAACGGUUUUCCGCUUCAUUGGGAACCAUAUAAUACCGACACGAAUGUAUCUGAUCUGCCGGUACGUGGGAUAAACACAGCAAAACUCAUAAGAGCUGUCAUCGAGCCAAUGAUGGCAAAUCAUUUUGGAAAGUCAAUAAUGGACUUGCUAUUUAAAAAGUACCAAGAGCAUGUGGUUGAUCAUCUAGCUACCAAGAAAGGGGUGAAUUAUAGUUUAGUCAUUUCUCUAGUUAAACAUUAAGUUGUUCCUCGGAGCAUAAAUAUCC